CUUAUUUUGUCCAAACACAAUUGCACAGUUAAAAAAUACGAGAUUUUCCCUCACACUUCCUAUUUCCUUACAAUAGUAAUGUAGAUGUACGCCUUCAACUCCUGUUUGGUAAGAAAAACUCGGCAACAACACGGGUGGGGCGAAAGCAGAAAGCGCUAAGCUGUGAAGCAAACUAUUGCUAAAUCUUAUGCAGGAAAGGGAAAUUGAAAAACACAGUAAGGCCACCUGCGCACAUUGAAAGGAUAACUUCUAUACAGCAAUAAUGUUUAAUUUAUUCAUCAUGAAAUAUGUAUGUUUUCUUAGAAACAAUUGCAAUGUUACAAACCUAAAGCAAUGACAACAAUCACAUAUGCAAAACUUAUUUCAUCCUAAUCUUCCGGUAUAUAAACAAACCACAAACGAAAAAUAGUUUAAGCAAACGGCUUUAGUGCGCUGUAUUCACAGAACAAUCUCUUUUUCGCGAAAUAAAAGAAAUGGAUUAUAAUCACCUUAAGAGUCCUGGUGCACACAGUAGGUGUUAACGGAAAAAUACGCAUUCACAGGCUCAUAAUUUAAGUACCAAAACCGUUCAGCGCAUAAAGAAUAUCAGAACAAAAGAAGAGGGGAAGAAAAUACCAUCUGGUGGAAGAAACGUCAAAAUCAGCAGGCACGCUUUUCCUAAUUUUCUUUUUUGAAAUGUAUUUUCCAUUUGACGAAAAAGAUUCGUUGACGGUGUAGAGUAAAACCUAACCGAAAUUUGAAGCAUUGCAAUGAGUUAUAACUGCAAAGUCGAAGAUUCUUCCGAUAUCAAUUCAAACAACGAAUACAGAGGUGGAAGUAAAACCCGACAACUUAUCAAGGAAUUCAGCGGUUACACAACUUUGCAUGGUUUUCACUUCUUGGUUGAUUCAUACUCCGUAACUCGUCGAGUGGUGUGGACUUGUUUUAUUGUAAUCUCUUUAGGCUUUCUUUUAUAUCAGCUUGUAAACGGGAUAAAGAACUAUAAUGACCGGGGAAUCAUUAUGAGUAGAAGUGUUGAAGAGCCAAACGAAGUUGACUUUCCAGCCGUAACCAUCUGCAACCAGAACAUAAUGAAAAAAAGCCUGAUCAUAGGCACUGACGCACAGAGAUAUCUCGACGAGAUGAAUUACAUCAAAGCAGAUUUGGGAUUAGUUAAUUCCACAAACGAGAGACUGGAUGCGGAGGAUUUUGUCCGGAAAUAUGGCCAUACGUUAGGUGAGAUGAUGUACGGGUGUGAAUUCAAAGAUCGAAGAUGCACAGCCCAAGAUUUCAUUGUUUCCACUUCAUUUAUGCGCGGCCUUUGCUACACCUUCAACUCUGGUCGCGAUAAUUCAUCAGUACGGCGCAUCGCUACACCUGGGAGACUUGAAUCGCUGAUACUUCGGCUAAACGCUCAGCCAGAGGAGUAUUACGGGGCGUACAGCUACGAGAAUGUCGGGUUUGUUUUAGCUGUCCAUGACCAGGCCGAACCUCCUGAUAUGGAACUGAAUGCUUACGACAUCCCACCAGGCUUCACAACUAAUCUAAGGAUCAGAAGAUUCAAGGGGAACUCUUUGCCUGAGCCUUAUCCAACAAAGUGCGGGAGCAGAAACCUGUCUCUUUACAAGCGCUACUCGAGGAAAGCUUGCAUACAAGAGUGCUAUGCCAGACUAAUAAUAACACAUUGCGGCUGCAGAUUGUUAGGCAUGCCACCAAUGAAAGAUGUCAUCGAAGCGCCAUUCUGUACUUCGAAAGAAUACCUUGAUUGCAAGCUAAUGAUGCCAGUACUUCUCAAGCCUUCCAAGUGCGACUGCCCCAAACGCUGCCAGCAUACUCACUACAGUGUUCAGCCUUCUCUUGCUUACUACCCUUCAAAAUCAGUCAUCAAGGAGCUUUUACCAUCUCUGAAUAUGACUGAGGUCAACUCCACCACGGAAAGGAUCAAUGAGGUUAACCGAAUCAUAAGAGAAGGCAACGCUAUCAUCAGAGUGUUUUACGAGACGCUGCGGACGGAAAUCAUCAAAGAAAAACCUCAAUACACCUUAGCAACUUUGACCAGUGACAUGGGCGGUUCUAUGGGGCUAUUUCUCGGUUGCAGUGUUCUCACGAUUUGCGAGUUCAUUGAUCUGUUCAUUCAGAUAUGUCUCGAGCGACGGAAACGAAACGAGGUGAUAAAUUAGAAGUAGUAAGGUUAAUGAGUGUAACAGAGGUAAAAAACUUGUUCCAAAUAUCGUGAGAUUUAGUCUAAUAGCAUGCUCUUGCGCUCUCUUGAGGAGAAAUUUGUUUGUAAAAUGCUGCUUUUUAAGUGGUGCUUUUAAACACGAACGCGCACUAUAUAAGGGUCUUGCCUUAGGCAACCUGUAAUUCUUUAUUUGACUUCACUGAGUGCAGUGCUCCCUAGAGAGAAGCCAGAAAGUAAAACAGAGCUCAAGAUUGGCCGAAAACACGCGGUUGAAGUUAAGACAGUCUAUUUAUUAGCCUUUUCUAAAAAAAAACGGAAAAUGACGGAGAAUUAUAGGUUUUGAUGUGAUGAAUUUUGCAAUUUGUUUUUUUGUCCGAGCGCGCACCUGAAUGACGCCAUUUCAAAUGAGCGCCCGUACGCUUUUCUGAAUUUUAUUUUUUCAAUUCAAACGAGCGCGAGCUUUGUUUGAUUUCUCAAUCACAAUUUUGUUCUUAUUUUUGUAGAAUCUACUCCAAAUACUUUUCCGAAUAUGCCUUUUAAUAUUUUUUUUGCGCAAGAGAUUGCGAAAAAGAGGGCGGAGAAAAAGUAGAAAAGGAAUAAGAAAAAAUAAAUAAAUUUAAGGUAACUCGAAAGAAAUGCCAAGCUAACCCAUAUGAAGCGCGCCUAGGCCAAGAAGCCUUUUUUUAUGUUUCUCGCAUAAUGCGAGAAUAUUGCGAUCAAGGAAAACUUCCUUGGGACGCAAGCGCAAGCGGUAGCGCAACACAAGUGAGAAUCGGUCAAACACAAGCGCAACAGAAGUGAGAAUCUGUCAAACACAAGCGCAACACAAGUGAGAAUCGGCCAAACACAAACGCAACAACACAAGUGAGAAUCUGCCAAACACAAGUGCAUGCGAAUGAAAAUCAAGGAGUUUUGUUCUGUUUUGCUUGCUCUUGCGUCCAAGUGAGAACCAGCCUUAAGGCCUACCAAAAUGUGCAGGCAUUUUUGCACGAUACCGCAGCUAUUACAGAAGGACAGGUUGUUAAGUGUUCACAGUACGAUAUCUGAAACGUCGUGCGCACUUGUGUAACAGCAAAAAAGCCUGCUUUGCCUAGAAGAGCUUGGGCUAGCUUGGAAUUUCGAGGUACCUUACAUAGACUUAAACGUUGUAGUUAACUCUCUCUAAAUGUGGAGUGAGAGGACCAGUGAAUUCCCUGGACUAGGCGGAGUAUGUUGGUAUAGUUCCCUGAACUAGGCAGAGCAUGUUCGUAUAGUUCCCUGGACUAGGCAGAGCAUGUUGGUAUAGUUCCCUGGACCAGGCAGAGUAUGUUGGUAUAGUUCCCUGGACUAGGCGGAGCAUGUUGGUAUAGUUCCCUGGACUAGGCAGAGCAUGUUGAUAUAGUUCCCUGGACUAGGCGGAGUAUGUUGGUAUAGUUCCCUGGACUAGGCAGAGCAUGUUCGUAUAGUUCCCUGGACUAGGCAGAGCAUGUUGGUAUAGUUCCCUGGACCAGGCAGAGUAUGUUGGUAUAGUUCCCUGGACUAGGCGGAGCAUGUUGGUAUAGUUCCCUGGACUAGGCAGAGCAUGUUGGUAUAGUUCCCUGGACUAGGCGGAGUAUGUUGGUAUAGUUCCCUGGACUAGGCAGAGCAUGUUGGUAUAGUUCCCUGGACUAGGCAGAGCAUGUUAGUAUAGUUCCCUGGACUAGGCAGAGCAUGUUGGUAUAGUUCCCUGGACUAGGCAGAGCAUGUUGGUAUAGUUCCCUGGACUAGGCAGAGUAUGUUGGUAUAGUUCCCUGGACUAGGCAGAGCAUGUUGGUAUAGUUCCCUGGACUAGGCAGAGCAUGUUGGUAUAGUUCUCUGGACUAGGCAGAGCAUGUUGGUAUAGUUCCCUGGACUAGGCAGGGUAUGUUGGUAUAGUUCCCUGGACUAGGCAGAGCAUGUUGGUAUAGUUGCCUGGACUAGGCAGAGCAUGUUAGUAUAGUUCCCGUCAAGUUGUUGCUGCUGUUGUGACGCGAGGGCCCAGGUCUCGGCCCCGUAGAGAAGGAUGGGUUCAACAACAGUUUUAAAUAGGCAAAGUUUCAGGUUGAUGUUAAGUUCUUAACGCUAGUUCCUGUCAAGGGAAUUGCAGGCUAAUCCUGUAGAACCCCGGCCGACGCCCCGUUAGGUCUCGCAACCUGACCUUCCCUGUCACUAUAUCAAGGGACACGGGGAUCCCGCAGCAGGACCUGCUAUCUGCCAUGGCCGAUCGCCAAGUUUGGCAAACUGUUGUGCGAGACAUCUCGGUCGAGGCCGUAGGAUAAUGAUGAUGAUGAUUUGGAUAGCAUUUUGGGGGUUAUAUUUCCUUAAAAUUUUUAUUUAAAAUCAUAAAAAAUAAAAUGUUUAAAUAACAGUUACUGGUGCCCUUAUCCUGUUACUCGUGAUAUAGCUUGUGUGACAGGUAUGUAAAUGCGUCAAUUAAUGCAUUAUCCCUUGUCAAUUAUACAAUACACCGUGAAAACGGUCUAUUGUACUAAUGUACUUCCUUUUAUAGCUUGCGUGACAGGUUACUGGGUUAUCUAAUUUUCUGUUACCAAUGGAAUGUUAUUGUACAAAUUUUUUGUGUUGCAUAACACUUAUGUAGAUACUAUUGUUUUUCGUCUGCUUAUUAAACUACUAUUAAUAAUG
Messenger RNA from Nematostella vectensis (starlet sea anemone), 4801 nucleotides. Its product is annotated as acid-sensing ion channel 2. Gene Ontology annotation, biological process: sodium ion transmembrane transport. Gene Ontology annotation, molecular function: ligand-gated sodium channel activity. The coding region runs from base 750 to 2159 and encodes 469 amino acids. The transcript has 7 exons. NCBI's taxonomy places the organism in Eukaryota, Metazoa, Cnidaria, Anthozoa, Actiniaria, Edwardsiidae. Gene Ontology annotation, cellular component: membrane. The record is from RefSeq and is a predicted model, not a curated record.